Lodderomyces parapsilosis is the source of this 1038-nucleotide messenger RNA. Its product is annotated as t-SNARE syntaxin. The record is from RefSeq and is a predicted model, not a curated record. The transcript has a single exon. NCBI's taxonomy places the organism in Eukaryota, Fungi, Ascomycota, Pichiomycetes, Serinales, Debaryomycetaceae. Gene Ontology annotation, cellular component: Golgi membrane; SNARE complex; endomembrane system. Gene Ontology annotation, molecular function: SNAP receptor activity; SNARE binding. The coding region runs from base 1 to 1038 and encodes 345 amino acids. Gene Ontology annotation, biological process: endoplasmic reticulum to Golgi vesicle-mediated transport; vesicle fusion; intracellular protein transport.
AUGUCCAUGUCUAUCCAGAAUAGGACCGUAGAGUUUCAUCAAUGUGUAAAUACAUACGAAAAGAUUAAUAGAAAACAACAACAUCAAAGCAAUGCCAGAAUAAAGCCUCAAGCGCAGGACCAGCCACAUAAAAAGUCCCAUUUCGGUCAACAAGCUAGUAUUAUUGCCAAAGAUAUAUCACAUGUUACUGAGCUUUUAAGUAAGUUAGCAUUAUUGGCUAAAAGGAAGCCAAUAUUUGAUGAUAAACCCAUUGAGAUUGGUGAAUUGACAUAUGUUAUCAAGCAAGAUAUUUUCAAGAUUGAAACUAGUAUUCAAAAUUUACAAAAAUACAUGAAGGGUGAAUCGUCAAUAACUGUUGACUCUCAAACUAGUCAAUUCAGCAAAAAUGUGCUUACGUUGUUGAAUUCAAAGAUGAAGAAUGUUUCAGGAGAGUUUAAAAAUGUAUUGGAGAUUAGACAAAAGAAUGAAAUAAUGAACAAGAAUAGGCAAGAAAAUUUCCUAUCUUCGGUGUCUAAUAGUCGAAGGUUGAAUAGUGCGUCACCAUUGAAUGUGGAUAGAAGUGAGCCAACCAAUGACUCCUUGAGUAACUUGAAUGAGAAUCCAUUUUUGCUAGGCAGUACGCCACAAUCCACACCCAACAAUAAUAAACUAUCUGCGGCCGACCCUGAGAUUACGUCUCCUUAUGACAAUGGGCAAUACUUGUCCCUACCUGACCAACAACAACAACAAAUGCUUUUAAUGGAGGAACAAAAUUCGGGGCAACAAUAUUUACAACUGAGAAAUAGAGCAGUGGAAAGUAUAGAAAGUACAAUUAACGAAGUUGGGAACUUGUUUCAACAAUUGGCUACCAUGGUUAGUGAACAGGGAGAACAAAUUCAGAGGAUUGAUGCCAAUGUUGAAGAUAUAAAUUUGAAUAUAACUGGUGCCCAACGAGAAUUGUUGAAAUAUUAUGCACACAUUACAAGCAAUAGAUGGUUGUUUUUGAAAAUUUUUGGAGUGUUGAUUAUAUUCUUCUUCUUGUGGGUAUUGGUUAGUUGA